Molecule: messenger RNA, 618 nt
Organism: Rasamsonia emersonii CBS 393.64
Lineage: Eukaryota; Fungi; Ascomycota; Eurotiomycetes; Eurotiales; Trichocomaceae
Exons: 2
Coding region: 1-618 (205 amino acids)
Source: RefSeq, a predicted model, not a curated record
AUGCUUGUUCCAAAAAUUGUCUUUUUAUUUUCUCUUUUCUUAAUUGAGAGCGCAUUGGCCAACGAUUUCUUUUUCCAUACAGAGGAUCACUGUGGUGGGAGUUCGCAGGGAUGCACUAAUAUCGCUGCAGGCAAGUCUUUUUUUCAUUUCAGUAUCUACUUACUACACAGGUACCUAGGCCAAUGCUGCGAAGCCGCCCAUCCAUUCACCCACAGCCUUCGCGCAAAAACGGCACAUGGCGAUGACCGGGUGUACGGCUUCAACGAGCGCCGCUGUACGGACCGCCCAGCAGUUUCUGAGCGCUGUCGGGACGGCGACUGUUGCUACGGGAUGCCUGGGACAUCAGGCGUGGCAGCCCGUUGGUAUCAAGGCGGUGCUGUUGCUAAUGCUGAUGCUGAUGCUGCGGUCCAAAGUCGGAAUAUUAAUAAUAACAACAAUAAUAAUGGUGACGACCCUGCGCCAGCGUGCCGCGAGCCCGAUUAUCUCAUGUUCUUCGACAGCGAUGGGAACCGGCGUGAGAUUAGGAUCCCCGAGGGCAAGUACCGGGAGGUGACGGAGCAUUACAGGAAAGGGGAGUGGGAGAACCUGAGUGCUUAUCCUGCAUGGGGUGAAUCAUGA